Messenger RNA from Aspergillus ruber CBS 135680, 288 nucleotides. RefSeq lists its product as uncharacterized. The record is from RefSeq and is a predicted model, not a curated record. NCBI's taxonomy places the organism in Eukaryota, Fungi, Ascomycota, Eurotiomycetes, Eurotiales, Aspergillaceae. The annotation marks the transcript as partial. The transcript has a single exon.
CUUCUUCUCCCUGUCCGAGGAAGAUAAAAUGAAGGCACCUCAUCCCAAAGAAUGUACGGUGCACCUGGCUAUUCAUAGCCAGGACUGGAACACGUUCACCCUGCUCUUUCAAGGCGAUUACGGUGGGCUGGGAGUAGAAGACGUUUUCAAACCAGGCACAUUCAUUCCAGCCACAUCCAUCAAGGAUGGAGUCGUUGUGGAUGCAGGAGACGUCUUGCAGAUGUGGAGUAACAGUACGUAUCAUGUUUUAUCUGGUUUGUACCAGGAACUGCUGGGGCUGACUUAAAC